UAAUAACUAAUGAACUGAAAUUUUUACUUAAAUAUCAAUUGUUUUGUCCAUAUUGUAGGAGCAUGAAUAUUCUCUGGGUGGUAGCAGCGGUCUACCUAGGGCUUCCUCCCCUAAUUGAGGCCGGUUGCAGACCUAGUGUGACAGAGGUGGGAGGUUCAAAUGCAGGUGGUAGAAGGAGUUUCUGUUCAGGCGACCUCAUCUUCGCAGAAUGGUUCGACAAUCUCAACCAGAAUCUCUGGAAUCACGAGCAUCAAGUUGAUGGAUGCGGAAACGGAGAAUUUCAACAGUACGUGAACGACAGGUCCAUCAGUUACACAGAAGGUGGAAAGCUAUUCAUUAAACCCAAAAUAGUGGGUGAUGUUCCCCUUAAUAAUGGAUAUUUCAAUCCGGUUAAAAGUGCAAGGAUGACAACGGCUGGAAAAUUUACUUUCAAGUAUGGAAAACUCGAAGCUAGGGCUCAAAUUCCUGCUGGCGAUUGGCUGUGGCCAGCCAUCUGGAUGAUGCCCCAAGAUUUCCGCUACGGUGGUUGGCCAACAUCAGGUGAAAUAGACAUAAUGGAGAGCAGAGGAAACAAAAAUUUACAUGCGUGGGGUGGCAACAUAGGCACCCAACUCGUCUUCAGUACCUUGCAUUGGGGAAAGAGCCCCAGAGAAAACCUGUUUCAAAAAACGCACUUCGAGAAAAGGAGAGGCGAUGGAUUCGACUCAGACUUUCACAACUACGUCGUCGAAUGGACACCUGACUACAUCGCUUUCAGAGUGGACAACCAAGAGCUUGGCAGAAUAACUCCACCGUCAGGAGGUUUCUACCAGCUGGGUGGACUGUCUGGACAUAAUCCUUGGGCGUCUGGAACGAAAAUGGCGCCCUUCGAUCAGCAUUUCUACCUUAUCGUUAACGUAGCUGUGGGAGCGACUAACGGUUAUUUUCCGGAUCAAUGCAGUAACCCUGGUGGCAAACCUUGGAAGAAUUGGUCACCGCAGGCUUCGAGGGACUUUUGGAAUGGUAACUGGCAGUGGAGAUCCACUUGGAAUGAGUGGUCGAGACCUACACAGAGGGCCCUCAAGGUGGAUUACAUAAGGAUUUGGGCCAUCUAAUCUUCAAAUGAAUAAAAUAAUUUUUAUUGUGAAAUAUCUGAUGAUAAAUAGAGGCUUUGAAAGUA
This is a messenger RNA of Coccinella septempunctata (seven-spotted ladybird), 1159 nucleotides long. Its product is annotated as beta-1,3-glucan-binding protein-like. The record is from RefSeq and is a predicted model, not a curated record. Gene Ontology annotation, molecular function: hydrolase activity, hydrolyzing O-glycosyl compounds. NCBI's taxonomy places the organism in Eukaryota, Metazoa, Arthropoda, Insecta, Coleoptera, Coccinellidae. The transcript has 5 exons. Gene Ontology annotation, biological process: carbohydrate metabolic process. The coding region runs from base 63 to 1094 and encodes 343 amino acids.